CGAAUUACAGUUAGUGAGUGCAUACAUUAUUUUAUUUUUAUAUACUGGCCCCCCGUGGGAAUCGAACCCAACUAUACUCCCAUUUAUCUUUAUAAGUACUUCCCCAGAGUUCAUUAUGGGCAUUAAAAUCACCACACCAUAUUACUUUCCUACACCUACACGUCCUAUCAAUCCCUUCUAACUGUGCUAACAUGAGCGGUUUGUAGGGGUUAUAGAAGUUAAAUAUUACAAUGUUACCCCUAUUCCUACAUAUUUAUAUUCCCACACAUUCCAUUUCCUGUCUCUCCAAUACUGUGUAAGCCAUAGCACAACCCCCACCUGACCCCUCCACUCUAUAUGAACUGAAUCCCGGCAUCACGAACUUCGGUUGACUUUCUUCUUUUGUGGAGCGAUGGGUAACGGUGCUUCGAGGGUGACUGUUGUCGAUAUGUGCAGAGGGUCCCUGGUUCAAGCCCAGGUUGGGGCGAGGAGAGGGACGGAAGCAACACUGUUACAUAUGUACCAUGAACAUAUUAGCAAAGAUACGUCCAAAAUGCUUAGGCCGACAUUAAUUCCAAAAUUCAUUGGAAUUAAUUCCGAUUAAACGCAUUGAUAUUGUGAUUUUUUUUUGUACCGGUAGGUAUGUUUUUAUUAAGCUAGAUAUUCAUACAUAGGCCUAACAAUUAUAAUUGUUUCUGUUUUAUACAAAAUUUAAGAGUUUUUGCUACCAAAUAUAUAUGAUGAAAAUGUUCUGGCAAUUUAGGCUAGAAAAGAGCACAUAGAAUUAUUUAAAAAAAAUUGCCGUUGUGGAUGUGACAGGUUCUGCAUGUCCUUAUAAUCAUGGGAUUAAGUGAAAUGGUUUUUAAAUUCCUUGCGAUUUAACCUAAACAUGAGAAGCAGCGGCUUUGAGACAGAGAGAGAUAGACGGUGCUCAGUUGUGCUUUUCUACCUCAUAAACUUCUGCGCGCUUUUUACGCGCACGGUGGGAAGCUAAUUAAAGUGGAUAUCUGACUCCUUCAUCCUCGCAGGGGGUCAAACGUCAGAGUAUUGUUUAAAACGCAGAUUAUUCCAUGGGCAUGGUGUGAUUCAUUUGACUUGAGUUUUUGGGUUAAAGCACUCUGUCUUGUAGUCACUCUGCACCCUGAGGAACCCAUGAGCGCUUACUGUACAGUGAUUUUUUGGAAAGCAAUCUCCCCCCAUCUGGCAAAGAAGGGUUUCAAACGCACGUUUUCAAAACUCAACGAAAGCCCUACAACAAGUAGCACUUUGGAACUCUGUGGAGAUGGCAUUGGCAAUGGCAUCGCUCUCGUCCACUCUGUGCAUAACAUGGAUAUGUCUGAUCUGUCAUUCGAUGGGAACGGGAUUUAUUUACCAGUUUCCCGGCGUGACUGUACAACGUGUCAACUCUGAGCAGAGCGUGAGCACCGGUUCACCAGGCAGCGGAUCAAACACCCAGCUCAGGAACUGGUGCCAGUUCACAGUGUCGAGGACUGUGACAUGCCAGGUGCGCAAUGGGACAGAGACCACAGUCCAGAGAGUUUUCCAGGGCUGCCGCUGGCCAGGACCCUGCUCCAAACUCAUCAGCUAUAGGACCAUGGUCAGGCCGUCUUACAAGGUGGCGUAUCGGCAGGUCACUGCUCUGGAGUGGAGGUGCUGUCCUGGGUUUGUAGGAGAUGAAUGUCGAGAAGAGUGUAUGAACUGCACUGGCUUCACUGACAUGAACAUCAGACUGAACUACAUUGAGUCCAAGAUUAAACUGCUAGACGGGGCAGGUUCAACGUCACCGUCCUUCAACAAGUCAUCAGAGGGCUCCAGUGAUAACGAGGUGUACACCCCCAACCCCACCCCCAUGGGCCCUCCAUCUCACCUACAGCCAGGAGGAAGAGGACCACCAGGGCCAAUCGGACCACCAGGAAUUCCUGGCCCAGCUGGCGAGGCAGGGGUUCCAGGACAGACCGGACCGACAGGGCCAAUGGGAGAGAGAGGAAUACCAGGAGAGAUCGGUCUUCCAGGCCUCCCCGGACCUCCAGGCCCUCAAGGGCCACGCUCCUCCUCUACCCAGCCGAGGGGUGACAUGUUUGGGUUCGACGAGCAGGAGACUCCUCUUACUCCAACUCUUCCUGAGUUCGUAGCUGGUCCUCCCGGCCCAUCUGGCCCCCUCGGACCCCCAGGUCCCCCUGGACCAAUCGGAACAGCAGGAGUUCCAGGUCUCCCAGGGCGAGACGCAGAGGGAGGCCUCCAAGGCAAGGCUGGGGAUCCUGGGCCUAAAGGAGACAGAGGAGAGAGGGGCCCUCCAGGAUUACCAGGGGAGCGCGGCCAGCCUGGGCAGUCUGGGCAGAAGGGGGAGCCAGGAGAGGGUUUGCCUGAGGGGGGCGCUGAGGGAGUGCAGCAGCUGAGGGAAGCUCUCAAGAUCCUGGCAGAGAGAGUUCUGAUUCUGGAACACAUGAUUGGCAUCCACGAGAGUCCAGUGGAGUCAGGCUCUGGACUGGAGAGCCAACCAGACUCCUUCUCCUUCCCCACCAUCAGGACCAGACAGGCCGAGUCCAGCAUCAAGACCAGACGACUUCAGCCUCUCCAACUCUCCUCCCGUUCCCAAGGAAACAAUCUCCCUAUAGUGGUGGUCAGACAGAGACGAGGUCAUUUUUAAGACACCAAUUAGUGUUUUUUUUGGGGGGGGUUGAUCAGCUUUAAUAGUGCAGAUAGAUUGUACCUUCCAUCAAUGUAAUUGUCUGCAUCAUUUCCAAUCCCCCAUAUAUUGUUUUGUAAUAUAUAUAUACAG
Molecule: messenger RNA, 2758 nt
Organism: Coregonus clupeaformis (lake whitefish)
Lineage: Eukaryota; Metazoa; Chordata; Actinopteri; Salmoniformes; Salmonidae
Product: collagen alpha-1(XXVI) chain-like
Exons: 14
Coding region: 1262-2626 (454 amino acids)
Molecular function (GO): protein binding
Source: RefSeq, a predicted model, not a curated record